This is a messenger RNA of Cottoperca gobio, 1422 nucleotides long. RefSeq names its product proline dehydrogenase 2 (gene prodh2). Gene Ontology annotation, molecular function: proline dehydrogenase activity; FAD binding. The record is from RefSeq and is a predicted model, not a curated record. Gene Ontology annotation, cellular component: mitochondrion. Lineage: Eukaryota; Metazoa; Chordata; Actinopteri; Perciformes; Bovichtidae. Bases 28 to 1422 code for a protein of 464 amino acids. The transcript is spliced from 10 exons.
AGCUGAGUCGGGAACACUUUUCUAGGGAUGAUGAUGAUGUGCUCUCCCUUGCGUCCUUCACUCCCUCACCUCUUGUCGCUGAGGCUGCUGGGUACUACGGCGUCCAGGGCGGCGGCGGUCAAGCAGCCCAACCAUCCCUCAGCAACUCUGGCCUUUGAGGAUCCCAGUGCAUUCAGGGUGAAGAGUUUGGGUGAGCUGCUGCGUGCUCUGGGCAUCUUCCGCCUCUGCUCCUUCCCUGUGCUUGUCAACAACUGUGGGAAGUUGAUGUCGGUAGCGCGCACCCUGCUGGGGAGACGAGGGUUUUCCUUGCUGAUGCGUCCCACCGUGUAUGCCCAGUUUGUGGCGGGAGAGAAUGAGAGUGAGAUCUCUAAGUCCAUGGAGAAGAUGAGCUUGCUUGGACUGAGGCCCAUGCUGGCGGUACCAAUCGAGGAGGAUCUGGGAGAGGGCACGGGAGAGAAGAGAUAUGACGACAACAUGGAGGCCAUGCUGGAAUGUGUGCAGAUAUCCCACAGCAACACGUGGAGCAGAGACCCGAUGAUGCAGCUGAAGAUCACAGCCCUGCUCAGCCCGGAGCUGUGUGUGAAACUCACAAGCCUCAUCGCACAACAACCGUAUGACCUGAACCUCGUUGUCAGAGCUAUGGACGGAGAGCCAAUCAACUUCCCUGGUUUAGAUGGAAGUGAUGUUGCCCAUUUCCUCUGCGGCCUGCAGAGACUUAACAAAAUAGCAGAGGCAAGUGUAAACAAAGUCCGCGUCCUGGUUGAUGCAGAGUACACCUACAUGAACCCCGCCCUCUCUCUUGUCACCAUGGCGAUGAUGAAGAAGUUUAACAAAGAUGGCGCCUGGAUUUGGAACACAUAUCAGUGUUACCUGAAGGAGUCCAGGUCUCUCCUGUUAGAAGCUCUGCGCCUGUCCGAGAACGAGGGCUUCUGUCUGGGGGUCAAGCUGGUACGAGGAGCCUACAUGGACAAAGAGAGGAAGCUGGCAGAGGAAGAGGGUCGCCUGGACCCCGUGCACCGGUGCUGGGAGGACACCAAUGAGAGUUAUAACGGCUCGUUGGAUGUGAUGCUGGAAGCCAUUUCCCAGAAACCGGAGAGCUACAGGAUCAUAGUCGCCACUCACAACGAGGUGUCAGUGAGACAAGCCGCCAAAAGGAUGGAGGAGUUGGGGAUAGACCAUGAUGGCGGCUCAGUGUGUUUCGGCCAGCUGCUGGGCAUGUGUGAUCACGUCUCCCUCACUCUGGCUAAGGAGGGGUAUGCCGUAUACAAGUCAGUGCCAUACGGCUCAGUGGACGACACGCUCCCCUACCUGGUGCGUCGGGCUCAGGAGAAUCGCACCGUGUUGCAGGGAAUCCGCAAAGAGCGGGACCUACUGAGGCAAGAGCUCUUCAGGAGACUGACUCUGAGGGGAGGCCGAGAAUAG